AUGCCAAAAAAGAGAGGUGCAAGCGGCACGCGGCCGACAUCAUCAUCUGAUGAUGAUGCAAUCAUUCGAGCAGCUGCCUAUGAGCGGGAUGACUUGACGCAGGUCGUCAUACAGUUUGAGCAGAGUUCUCACUCGGCGGUACAGUCAUUGCUGUUUCAACCGAUUUCUUCCAUGUCAGGAGGAGCACAGUUUGGAAACCUGACGAGCCUACCCAUCGAGGUCAUUUCCACUAUUUGCAUGAUGCUUGAUGCCAAGAGCGCCUUUUUCUUCAGUCACGUCAGCCGCCGGGCCCGGGAGACGACAGCGACGAUUCCAGCGUUCAGACGCGUGGCCGAGCAUGGUUCAGAAACUCUGCGCGCAGUGCUCAAGACUGGGUACGGGCCCCACCUCUCUGUGGGUGACAUUGACUCUGCCCUCACCUCGAAAGAGUGUAUCGUUUGCAAGCAUUUUGGCUGCUUCUUCUUCAUCCCAGAGGCCUCGCGGUGCUGCUAUGAGUGUCUUCGCUGCGAGCCCGACUUGGGUGUCAUGAAGCUGAGUGACGUUCCGCGUAUCUUGGAGGAGAGCUCAACGGAGGUGCUCAAGAAGUCCAUCCCCGUCCUCCGCACCCUGCCGGGAACAUAUCGGGAUGUGUAUCAUCGUACCGCCACCAAGCCACGCCGCCGCCGGGUCGACAUUGUCUCGGAAAACAAGGCCAUAGCGUAUGCCGCGGAGAAGACUGUUUCCGACGCAGAGGUCUUGCGCAAGGUCUACGCGUACUGGCGCCCCAGCUUCGAUAUGACGGAUGCCUAUCGCUUCAUGGCGGCGACGCGGCUACCCUAUUUCGAUAUCGAGGCGGGAACAGCCGACAAUGGCUUGUGCUGCAAGGGAUGUCAGGAGUCGCAGCAGACGGCGCCGGCCGUGGCGACGUGGACGCGCGACUUCAAGGUUCGGCAGAGAAUGUUUCUACGACCUGAAUUUUUGCAUCACUUUGCUUCCUGUCCGGCGGCACAAGAACGUCAUCGUUUGAUGGCGGAAACUGUGUCGUAA
This is a messenger RNA of Pestalotiopsis fici W106-1, 1026 nucleotides long. RefSeq lists its product as uncharacterized. Bases 1 to 1026 code for a protein of 341 amino acids. The transcript has a single exon. The record is from RefSeq and is a predicted model, not a curated record. Lineage: Eukaryota; Fungi; Ascomycota; Sordariomycetes; Amphisphaeriales; Sporocadaceae. Gene Ontology annotation, molecular function: protein binding.